Molecule: messenger RNA, 644 nt
Organism: Prosopis cineraria
Lineage: Eukaryota; Viridiplantae; Streptophyta; Magnoliopsida; Fabales; Fabaceae
Product: ATP-dependent Clp protease proteolytic subunit-related protein 3, chloroplastic-like
Exons: 3
Coding region: 129-644 (171 amino acids)
Biological process (GO): protein quality control for misfolded or incompletely synthesized proteins
Cellular component (GO): endopeptidase Clp complex
Molecular function (GO): serine-type endopeptidase activity; ATP-dependent peptidase activity; ATPase binding
Source: RefSeq, a predicted model, not a curated record
AAAAAAAACAUAAACAGGGUCGCUUGUGCAUUCCCAGCCUCCCACUCCCUGGUCGGCGCGAAGCCUCGAACCCAGUUCAUCCGACGGGAACCCGGGAAUUAGCAGAGAUACAGUUUGAAUCAGAAAGCAUGUCCACUUAUAUGUGGGCGCCAAUGGCCACUUCCAUGCCGACUUCGUCUUCUUCCUCUCAAUUGCCCGUAAGGAGAAAUUUUAGGACAUGUUGCUUCAUGAAAGCCAGAAAUCAAGCUAAAAUUCCUAUGCCCCCCAUCAACCCUAAAGACCCCUUUCUUUCAAAGCUUGCUUCUGUAGCUGCCACUUCUCCGGAAACGCUGCUUAACCGUCCCGUGAAUUCUGAAGUCCCUCCUUAUUUGGACAUAUUCGAGGCCCCCAAGCUCAUGGCUACUCCCGCCCAAGUGGAGAGAUCUGUUUCAUACAAUGAACACCGUCCUAGAAGGCCUCCACCUGAUUUGCCUUCACUGCUUCUUCAUGGCAGAAUUGUUUAUAUUGGCAUGCCUUUGGUGCCAGCUGUCACAGAACUUUUGUGGCGGAGUGAGUUGAUGUACCUUCAGUGGAUGGACCCAAAAGAACCUAUAUAUAUUUAUAUUAAUUCAACUGGAACUACUCCGAUGAUGGUGAAAUGGUGA